CGCGCUUUGCAUGUGAUUUGAACGAGACAGGCCAGUUUGGUUGAAGUUUCUAAAACAUUUUUUAUUAUUUAUUGCAGAUAUUCAACUUCUCAGGAUGGACGUGGUUCUGUGCCAAGGACACGGCAAGCCAUGUAUGCUGAAGACUGGCCUCAGGGAGGGUCCAAAUAAGGGGAAGAGUUUCUACAUCUGUUCUCAGAUGCCCCAGUCAUGUGGUUUCAACACACCUGCCAGCCUCCCUCCCUCUGGUUGCCUGAAGCAUGCUGGGAAGACCAUAGAGCUCCAGAAGAUUUGGAGAGACAAGGAGAACCAGAAGUGGUUGUGUUAUAGAUGUCAGGUUACAAAGGAUGCCACCAAGGGAAAAGGUUGGUGUGGAAAAAUUCUUUACACAGGCGCAGCAGACAGGAGAGCCACCAAGACCGACCAUGUUGACUCCAAGAAGCAGUGGCGACUGGUUCCUCCAGAAACAACGUCAGACAGUGAUUCAUCUGAUUCUGAAGAAUACGAGGAUGCUGCUCCAUACCAGCCUUCAAAAAAUCCAUUCUGCAAAGAAGCUAACAAAGAGGGACAGGUGGUUGCAUCGUCUGGAAAGAAGUUUGAUGUCUUCGACAAAAAAGUGGAAAAAGAGAACUUGAUGCAACAUGUGGAUGACAACAAGAUCUAUGAUAGUGAUAAACAAGUUGACCCUGGCAGGGAUAAGUCUCUGAGGGGGGCUGCUGUCAGGGAUGAUGGAUCAAAGUCUCAGAGAGGAGAAGGAGGGAAAACACUUCCUGCAGAACAUAACCAAAAAUCACAGAAAGGUGAUACGGAGGCUAGUGGUAAAGAUGUGAAGACAGGCAAAAAGGCAGGUGAGACAGUGAAGGGCAUAGGCAGCUCAAAACAACCUCAAGGCAAAGAGGAUGAAGUUAUUGUACUUACUGACAAUGAUGAAGAUGCUCAUGUUAGAAAUACACAAAGUGCCAACACACAGGUAAAACACGGUGAAAUGCAGAAGCAGCCAGUCAAGGCUGAAGCUGUAAAACCAAAACAGUCAGUCCAAGAUGGGAACGUGACCAAUCAGCCAAUCACAGCAGGUCAUAAGAAGCAACAGCCAAUCACAGCCUUCCCAGGGUUCCAGCCAGCAAGCCAGGUGAUGUCCAGAGGUCAUGCAGCGUUGCGGGCAGAUCUGGUGGAGCAGUUACGGAAGAAGGAAGACUUGGUGAAGAAGGUCCAGCUGUCUGUCCUUCCUGACGGAGGGAAGAAGCUGAUGACACAGAUUGAGGACCUUGAGAAAGCUAUCAAAUCCAUUGAUCUUGGUGCCAAUCAAAGUCAACCUCAAGGUGCUUCGGGAGGCCAUGGUCGGCAGCAGCAGCCCAGUAAGCACCAACCCCAGGGGGACAGGCGGGUCCUCCCCACCCACGCACAGCCCCUCCCUGCCCACGUCCUACAGCAGAUGUAUGCCCCCCACCCCCAGGGGCAGACCCUGUAUGGGGGCAGGAUGACGGCCACGAGGCUGCAGCAGGUGGCAGGAGUAACAUCUGAGGCUAUUGAGAGGCUGCACAAGUCCCUGGAAUCCUGUCCACCCCCAGAUGCUGAAGUGGAAGAUCCGGCCUGCCUGCGUGUAAGCCUGCUGACCCAUCAGCGCCAGGCUCUGGCCUGGCUCACCUGGAGGGAGGGGCAGCAUCCCUCAGGAGGGAUUCUGGCUGAUGACAUGGGGUUGGGGAAAACGUUGACGAUGAUCUCCCUCAUCCUGACUCAGAGGCAGAACACUGGUGCACGGAACAAGACAAAAGUACCAGUUCCAGAAGGUGUUGUGAAGUCGGAUGCGACCCUGGUGGUGUGUCCAGCCUCACUGAUUCUCCACUGGAAGGCUGAGGUGGAGCGGCACACAGAGGACGACACCCUGAAGGUGUACCUGUACCAUGGACAAAACAGGACAAAGGACCAUACAGAGCUUGCGGAGUAUGACCUUGUACUCAGCACCUAUGAGCUUGUGCGGAAGGAAUGUUCCAGCUGGGCUGCUGACCAGCCUACACAGGACCAGAAGAAAGGAGACAAUCAGGAUGACACUGCCGCGCCCCGGGGUCCCAUGCCCGUACUCCUGCGAGUGAUCUGGGACAGGAUCAUACUGGACGAGGCUCACGCCAUCAAGAACCACAAGUCGCAGACGUCUGUCGCUGCCUGCCAGCUGCGGGCACACAGCCGCUGGGCCAUGACGGGAACACCCAUCCAGAACGACCUGAUGGACAUGUACCCACUGCUGCGCUUCAUGCGCUGUUCACCCUUCGAUGAGAUGAAAGUGUGGAAAAAAUGGGUGGAUAACAAGACAGCCAAUGGGAAGGCCCGUCUGAACACGCUGGUGAACAGCCUGCUGCUGCGGAGAACAAAGGGACAGGAGGGGCGGGACGGUCGCCCGCUGGUCAGCCUUCCACAAUGCAGCAGGGUCAGUCAUGUGAUCGAGCUGUCUGAUGACGAGAGGGCUGUGUACGACAAGUUCUACCAGGAUACCAGAAAAACUUUCCAGAAUUAUCUCCUGCAGCAUGGAGAGAAGGAGAACGUGAAGGACAGGGUCCUCCCAUCAUCAGUUGGUACGGUCCAAACUGUUCCUGUGGGGGAUCAUAAUAAGAGUGCAGCAGGACAGCAUCAAAAUGUUCCAGGAGUGCAGCAGAAUGUGAAAGUGAGCCACAUCCUGGUGCAGCUGCUGAGGCUGAGACAAUGUUGCUGUCAUCUGAGCCUCAUGAAAGAGGCUGUAGACCAGGAAACCUUUGUGAAUGAGGGAAUAGACCUGACUCUGGAGCAGCAGCUGAGGGAGAUGAGCCUCCAGGAUAACAACCAAGUAACCACACCUAGCAACACUGAUGUAACCACACCUAGCAACACUGACCUACCCAGCAAAGAUUCAGAGAAGUCCUCCAUGUUUCACUGUGACAAACCAAGUACUAAGAUACAAAAGGUUCUGGGGAUCCUGGCAAACAACAAGUCAGAGUCAACACCUGAGAAGCCAGUGAAGAGUGUGAUUGUCUCUCAGUGGACCAAAAUGCUGGACGUCAUCGGGUGGCACCUAGAGCAUGCUGGGUAUAAGUAUGUUGUGAUCCGGGGUGGGGUUCCCCCCAGGCAGAGGAUGGAAGCCAUGGAACAGUUCAACAGGAACCCCAAGGGACCGGAGGUCCUGCUGGUGUCAUUACAAGCAGGAGGUGUUGGGCUCAACCUGAUCGGCGGCAGUCAUUUGUUCCUGCUGGACAUGCACUGGAACCCAGCCCUGGAGGACCAGGCCUCUGACAGGAUCUACCGGGUGGGGCAGAAGAACAAUGUGGUCAUCCACAAGUUUGUGUGUAAGGACACAGUGGAAGAAAAAAUCCAGGACCUCCAGAAGGCCAAGAAAAACCUGGCACAAGGAGUCUUGUCAGGUGGUGACGUUGGAAAGCAGAAGCUGUCCUUGGCUGAUCUGAGACAGCUGUUUGGAUUGUAGUGACACAUGCAAGGCUGGUGGACAUAUGACAAUUUAUAUAUUUAUCUAUUCUCACCUAUUUAUUCAUCAUGAAAAUUAUGGAAAAAAAGGAUCUCCAAUAGUCAUA
Molecule: messenger RNA, 3551 nt
Organism: Branchiostoma belcheri (Belcher's lancelet)
Lineage: Eukaryota; Metazoa; Chordata; Leptocardii; Amphioxiformes; Branchiostomatidae
Product: transcription termination factor 2-like
Exons: 20
Coding region: 95-3445 (1116 amino acids)
Molecular function (GO): zinc ion binding; ATP binding; ATP-dependent chromatin remodeler activity
Source: RefSeq, a predicted model, not a curated record